GGUGCGUCUUUCUCGCUUGUUGAGGCAGUUGGCUGAGGCAGGUACUUUUUUCCGGCAAACCUGCCAGCCGCGCCGUCAGUCUUGGAAGAAGAAUGAAAGUGAACGGUUGAAUUUCUUCACGAAAGCUCGUAUCGUCGGUUAAUUUAUGUUUUCCAUCGUGUGUGAUAUUUCCCGUGCACAGUUUUGUAAAGCCUCGAUUGCCCCUCAGUGAAUGUAUUGUUUCCUUGUGUGAUAAUUAGUUUCGGGUUACGUUUUUGUCGAGCACGUUUUUGGAAUGCAAACAUCGCAAACGCACACACUAAAUAAUAGUCGUUGGCUGUUUUGAUCUUUCGAGUGAAUCACCAUUGUGUCGCCGCCGGAGAAGGGCAAGAAUGAUUGUGGCCUCCUUUGGGCAUCUUACCUUGCCACUGAAUUUCGUACAGUGAACCAGUCCGAGUUGGAAGAAGACAAAAAUGAAGCAAUACACUUAAUGUAAUGAUAUAUAUCGAUAUGCGUGAGUAAUUACUUUCAAAACUAUGUCUGUGAUGAGCGGUAGAAAUAGAGAAAAAAGUGCAUUCGUAAAGUGAACGGCUGCAGAAAAAGUGAAGGCACAGGGCCUCAAUGCAGCGGAAGACGAAGGGAAACUUGCAUUUUUCGUUCACUGGUAGCAGGUUUGCUGUUGAGGGAGGUGUUUGCUGCUGUGCUGGUGGUGUGGUGGUGGAUAUGAUAUCAUUCAUGAUUAGCAACGAAGAAAAGGAAAGUCCAUAAUAAACUACUUGCAUGCUCGCAGCGGUAAAAGGCAGAGAAUCCAACGUGUGCAUAAAAAAAUAGCAGGAGAGGAAAUCGUCACGCCAAACUGCCAUUGCUGCGUGGAACGGCGGCACGAAACUGAGAGGCACGAGACGACGCCGAGUUUCGACAUUAUGAGGAUACUGAAGAAUUGGACUCGUCGCCGUUCCGGCUCUAGCAUUGUUGUGUUGGGUGGCGAUGAUACACUGAAGCCUAGCCUGCCUAUUGAUGACUAUCAGGAGGACUUUGAGAUGUACAAUAUGAUUUCGGCUAAUCAAGAUAAUGGACCACAUCGGGAGAUGGCAGUUGAUGUACCUGAAUCAUUCAUAGCUCGCAACAAAACACCGCCACGAUAUCCACCACCACGCAGCACAACACAGGUAAAUCGUGUUUCCAAUGCAAUGCCACAAGUCCCGAAACAUGCAAACGGAGGAGUCUCCUUGGAGCUGGAACCUCUUGAUGGCUACAGCGAUAAAAAUUCAUCCUCGCUCGACAGUAGCAAUGAAUUUUUCAAAAAAAGCUCUAGCAAAGGGCCAUCGUCGCUGGGGUCGACUUGCGAGUCGAUCGGGUUCGAUUCGAUCAACUAUUUGAAAAACUCAAGAGGUUCACUCAGUACAAGGAGCUCCUCGUCGGGUGACCUGGGCCCACCCGAGUAUGAUAUCGGGCCCCAUCGUGAGCUUCCAGUAGACGUUCCGGAUAGUUUUGUUGAAGUAAUUAAGGCACCACCCCGCUAUCCACCGCCUAAAGCAUUGAUCAUAAAAGAGGUUGUCAAAAAGAAAGAAUCAUCCUCAUCCGACGAAUCAAUCGAUAAACCAAAACCACAACCACAAGCACCAACGCGAAAUGAGCUGAAUGGUUCAGUGAAACCGAUCCCACCGCCCCGCGAUCAUCUGCGAAUAGAGAAGGAUGGUCGCCUUACGAAUCGGGCUCCGGUUCCAGCGCCACAAGUGCCAGACCGGAAGCUGUUGCCAACGACUCCCCAGCACAUUGGACAGGUCGUGGAACCGACGCCCGAUCAACUGAAUAGCAUCAAAAAAUUCGAGGAACAACUACGCCGCCGACGGGAGGAGGAAGAACGAAUAGCAGCUCAGAAUGACUUUUUGCGGAAUAGCAUCAGGGGCUCGCAAAAAUUACGACACCUGCAGGACAACCCGGUCGUUGAAAAAUCCACCAUAGGUGUUGACAAUGAGGCCUAUACGGAAGACGAAGAACCCGAAAAAAUCAUUGGGUAUGGUGAGCUAGUAUCGGCCUUGCAGCGAUUACAGGGACACCUCAACAAGCAUGGCUUGGCCGCACUCGCUGGUAGAGUAACAGCGGCCCAAAGCCUUUUGUUGGGUCCAGGUAUUGCACGUGCCCUCGCUGCUCGCACUGCUGUUCUAGAGAGGAGGCGACCACGAAUACAAAACCCCAUUUGCUCAAAUGCUCAGGCACUGGCUAAGGACUGCGUCGAAUCCCUGGCCCAGUCAAGUACACCAGCUGCAAUAGAACUAUGUGAUCUGCUCUCGACUUAUGAAAUGGAAGGACUGUUGCUGGCGCACGAUCGGAUUGCUUCAACGACCGAUCGCUCGCCGGCAUACGGAGUUAGUGCAGUCAGUCAGAAUCCCGCGGUGCCAUUGCCAUUGAACAAUAAUACGAUGACCAGCGCUACUCCGGUCAAACCGACAUCAGUUUUGCCAUCUAUUCCAAAUAAUACUAGCUUAGUUAAUAACAAUAACAAUAAUAUAGCAAAGCGUGAACCUAUGAGUGUUCCUCUCGGUGUUCUACGGGACGGUAGUCAGGAUCAUAUAAGAAUCAUACAGAUUGAAAAAUCUUCGGAACCGUUGGGAGCGACCAUCCGAAACGAAGGAGAGGCUGUAGUGAUUGGUCGAGUGGUACGAGGAGGAGCGGCGGAGAAGUCCGGCCUGUUGCACGAGGGCGAUGAAUUGCUCGAAGUGAACGGUAUCGAAAUGCGUGGGAAAUCCAUAAAUGACGUUUGCACUCUGCUCAGUGCAAUGACCGGUACUCUCACGUUCCUUGUUGUGCCCGCCAGUAGGCCUCCAUUGGAUCCAACUAUACGCGGUGGGACACGUACCGGGUCCUGUGCGGUACUGCACGUUAGAGCACACUUUGAUUACGAUCCGGAAGAUGAUCGAUACAUUCCGUGCCGUGAGCUUGGCAUCAGUUUUCAGAAAGGAGAUGUAUUGCAUGUGAUAUCUCGUGAUGACCCUAACUGGUGGCAAGCGUAUCGAGAAGGCGAAGAAGAUCAAACAUUGGCCGGACUUAUACCCAGCCAAUCAUUCCAACAUUUGUGCGAGUCCAUGAAGUUGGCCAAUGCUGGUGAAGUUGGUUUAAGAGCACGCAGGGAUGCCAACGGUAAAGCGGGUGGAUUCACUCUGCUUUGCGCCAGGAAGGGACAGAAGAAGAAAAAGAAAGCUAGUAGUGAACAUGGCUACCCUCUGUACGCUACAGCUACAGCUGAAGACCCUGAACCGGAGGAAAUCCUAACAUACGAGGAAGUCGCCCUUUACUAUCCACGUGCGUCUCACAAACGGCCGAUAGUGCUGAUUGGACCACCGAACAUUGGCCGACACGAACUUCGACAACGAUUGAUGGCCGAUUCGGAAAGAUUCGCUGCUGCCAUUCCUCAUACGUCUCGUCCUCAACGCGAGGGAGAAAUUCCUGGACAAGAUUAUCACUUCAUUUCGAGACAACAGUUCGAAGCAGAUAUACUCGCUAGGAAAUUCGUCGAACACGGAGAAUACGAGAAGGCUUAUUACGGCACAUCUUUGGAAGCGAUCCGCGCAGUUGUGGCCAGCGGAAAGAUAUGCGUCCUGAACCUACACCCCCAGAGCCUAAAACUUCUACGUUCUUCGGAUCUGAAGCCCUACACAGUAUUGGUGGCACCACCAAGUUUAGAAAAGCUUCGUCAGAAGCGGAUACGAGCCGGUGAACCGUAUAAGGAAGAGGAACUGAAGGAGAUCAUUGCCACUGCGCGCGACAUGGAAGCACGAUGGGGCCACCUGUUCGACAUGAUCAUCAUCAACAAUGACACGGAACGAGCCUAUCAUCAGCUUCUCGCCGAAAUAAACUCACUCGAACGAGAACCACAAUGGGUGCCAAGUAGCUGGCUGCAUAACUAAUUGCUAGGUCAGUGAUCCAUUUUCUACUUAAAUUUCUUUUUUGUUGUUUGUAAAUGAAAGAAUACUAUCGUUUAAGUCUGAUAUACUGAUUAGUGAGCGUACACAGAUAAAUUAUCGUAAUUUAUGUAAGUAGAUACUUAGACAGAAGAACAAAACAUUCCAAACAGAAGAGCAAACAUGUCCACGCAGAUUACUACACUUGGAAUGACGAAACUUGAUGAUUACUGAAAAUCAAAACGCGUUUAUAGGAGUAUGCAAAUAAAACCCAAUUAAUAGUUAAGCAAAGUUGUUAUUUUCGUUUUUAAAAACAGAGUAUAAAAGAUUUAUUUUAUAUUUAGAUCAUUUCCUGUAUAAAAAGAAUACAUAGAAAGAUUGUUUUAUAUGUAAAUUUUAUUUAUCUGUCCAUAUUCCUGUACAAUUAUGGAGGAAAAAUUGAACACAAUAAAAGCAAUUUCUAAAUGUUUAAAAAUAAAUCUAAAAUAGUCAGAGUCAAAAAUCCCUUACAUAAUUCAAUAAACGUAACGCAUUACAAUAUUCAGACUAAACAAAAAAAAAGAAACGCAAAAUCGAAAUAUUCAUUGAUCCGGUUCGAAAAAAUAUGAGAAUAACAAAAAAUAUUCGUGUUCACAAUUUACUCUAGAAAAAAAGAACAUCAUACUAGCGAUAACUAGCAGUAACAAAUUGAAAGAAAAGGAAAAAUACAAACACAUAAAAGACAGAAAAACCAGCUUAAAUUCAUCCACAAAGAGUUAAAAAAUUGAUAUUUUUGAUACGUAUUCAAAUGAAGUCGAGAAUCGUUUGCAGUUAGCUGCCGAUUAGUUUGCGACAUUAAAAGUACAUUCUCUCCGGUCCGAUAAAACCGCCUUCGAAAACAAAAACAAAAGAAAAGAAAGUAAAGGAAUCAAGAAAAUAUUAUUACGCUCAAUAUUAUUGCAUGUAUAGUCGUAAUAACGAAUAAUAAACCACCAGAGAAACGAGGAAAAGAUGAUAACCAACCAAA
Messenger RNA from Aedes aegypti (yellow fever mosquito), 4887 nucleotides. It is a transcript of the gene sdt, whose product is annotated as MAGUK p55 subfamily member 5-A. Gene Ontology annotation, cellular component: adherens junction; plasma membrane. The coding region runs from base 903 to 3887 and encodes 994 amino acids. The transcript is spliced from 12 exons. The record is from RefSeq and is a predicted model, not a curated record. Gene Ontology annotation, molecular function: protein binding. Lineage: Eukaryota; Metazoa; Arthropoda; Insecta; Diptera; Culicidae. Gene Ontology annotation, biological process: establishment or maintenance of polarity of embryonic epithelium; establishment or maintenance of epithelial cell apical/basal polarity; morphogenesis of an epithelial sheet.